Molecule: messenger RNA, 2935 nt
Organism: Ylistrum balloti
Lineage: Eukaryota; Metazoa; Mollusca; Bivalvia; Pectinida; Pectinidae
Product: flavin-containing monooxygenase 5-like
Exons: 9
Molecular function (GO): N,N-dimethylaniline monooxygenase activity; flavin adenine dinucleotide binding; NADP binding
Source: RefSeq, a predicted model, not a curated record
AAAUGUAUCCAAAUACAACUACUGUUUCUCCGAUUAUCCAUUCCCGGAGGAUACUCCGGACUUCCCCCACAACACUGACAUGGCCAAGUACAUUCAGGACUACUGCCAGAAAUUUGAUGUCUACAAACAUAUACAUUUUAAUCGGAAAGUGCUGAUGGUUGAAAGGCUAGGGAAGGAAUGGAAGGUCACUUCCAAGGAAGUUAGUGAAGACGGAAUGACUUUAAAAUCAAUCAACAAACCAGAGGUAUUCAUUUCCAAGUUUCUUACUAUAGCUACAGGGCAUCAUGCUAAGCCUAGCUUACCCAAGUUUCCAGGCCAGGACUCUUUCAAAGGGGAAGCAAUUCAUUCUGUAGACUUUAAUGAUGCUCUGUCUAAUGGUAUGGUAGGAAAACGUGUGUUAGUGGUCGGUAUUGGGAACAGUGCUGUCGAUGCUGCCGUUAACUGUGCUUCGGUUGGCAGGUGUAAAGCUGUGUACAUCAGUUCCAGGUCUGGAGCUUGGGUCUUUUCUAACUACGUCUUAGGCUAUCCGGCAGACCUAUAUGCCUGUAGAGUCUUUCUUAGGUUACCAUGGAAAUUUGCCACUUACAUCUUAGAGACUGUCAUCAAAUUGAUUUCAGGAAAUCCAAAAAGGUGGAACUUAAACCCAAAGAUGCAUGCUCUCCAGACGCAGCCAACUGUCAGCCCCACACUCAUACAUCACAUACAGCGACAUGAAGUCAAGGUCGUCCCAAAUAUACAGAGAAUAGAAAACAAAGAAGUCUUCUUUAUGAAUGGAGAGCAUGCUGAAUUUGACCAUAUUAUCUACUGUACAGGGUACAAGGUUGACCUUCCUUUCCUCAGUGAUGACCUACAGAACAUGGUACUGGACAGAGAUACUAAUGCUGUAAAGCUCUACAAGAGUGUGUUCAGCCCUGAGAUUGGUCCAACUCUAGCUUUUGUUGGAUUUGUCCAGCCAGCAUCCGGAGGUGUGCUGUCCAUGUCAGAGAUACAGGCACGCUGGUUUGCCGAGUUAUGUAAAGGAACGAUCAAACUUCCGUCCAAGUCUGAAAUGAUGGGCAGCAUGAAGUCGGAACAGGAAGAAGUAUCAAGUCGUUACUACAACUCACCCAGACACACACUGCAGAGGGACCCAGUCAUCUACAAUGAUGAAAUUGCUGGAUUUAUCGGUGCAAAACCAAGUUUUUUGAAAAAUCCAAGUCUAAUUUGGAAUUUGCUGUGGGGCAGCUGUGGAGCCUAUCAGUGGCGGCUACAAGGUCCUCACUCAUGGAGCGGAGCCACUAAGGCCGUUAAGAAGGUUCCGAUCACUGACCUUAUGAACGUCUUUGGCAUGAUCUUAAUCGGGAUUAUAUCAAUCUUACUGUACAAAAUGUUCUUCUCUUCAGGAUGCUGUUCACACUAAAUUUCCAAAAUUUACUGCCAAUACAAGUUUUAAAAUGUUUCAGGUUCAAAGAUAAACAUUGUUUCCAAAUGAUAUUUAAUGUUCAAUUACUAAAACCAAUAAACAGAAAUUGGAAAAUAUGAUGCAGAUAAGUACAUACUGACAUAUAGAUUGUAUUGUUCCAAGACACUAUGCAAAUUAUUUUCAAUAUAUAUGAUUUGCAGGAGGCGGUUUUUUAAUGUUAUAAUUUGGGUGAAUUGGAUUGUCAGAAAGUUUUAAAUCAAUACUUAAUUGUUUAAAGUUCUGUGCGAACAUUUUUUUGUUCCAUUUCCUUCAGGCGUAUUUAAUAUGUAUUUAAUUGUGCUGUUUUUAUGACAGUAAUUGUUAUGUUGUCAUGUUGUACGCAUGCUGAGCUAUUGUGGAGUAGUACCACUAUUGUUUUUGUUAAGACAGACAAUUUCUUCAUAUACAUUCAAUUUUAUUCUGUACUAGGCAUUUUACAUGGGUGAUGUAAAUACCUUGGCAUGGCUGUGUAUUACUGGAGAGGCUGUAACAUCAGUUUGGUUUUGUAAAUUAGAUUACAUGUGAAUGUAGAUGGGAGAGAAAGAUCGACACACUAUGAUGAUUUAUCUAUACAAAUUCCUAGUCAAUACAGAUGCUGCCCAUAUUUACAAGCAGUGGCCAAGGUCGGCAUAGCCAUUCAACCUGUGAUAUUUGUGAUAUAUAUAUUGAGGGUUGUAUUCUGAUCAGACUGAGUAGAAGUAAACUGAAUUUCUGCAAUUGUUUAAAAUGAAUUUAAUUGAAUCAUAACUGUGAUAGUUCUGUAAAAUCAUAUAGAACCAGGGUGCUAAUUUUUUUACAGUUUUUCCAAAAAAAAGAAAAAAAAACUCCCAAAAUUAUGUAGACAUUUGAUUUGGUGGGUAAAUAAGCCUAAACUUAAUUUUAAAAGUUCAUGGACAUAUGAAGUGUAUCCACAAAAUCAAUGAAAAUAAAUCACCCACAAAAAUAACUGAUUACACAGUAAAAGUAUUGUAAUGGAUGACAGAACUUUCUUUACAGAUAUGGUGAUACAAAGUGACCCUGACUAUUUGGUGUUGAUUUAUAGAGAGUACGUCGUCCAGUCUCUUUAAACAUAAAUAGCAUUUUGGCGAGGGAAAUGACUAAAGUGGCAAGCUGCUUUAAAAAUUGGUCCUGCUCUUCUGAAUCAAGAUACAGCUAAUUUCUCAAAGACACUUGCUAUGUAGUCUAUUUAUUCUACAACAUUUGUUAAAAGAUUAAGAAUUAAGACUGUCAACACCUUGACAAAUAAAAUACGUAAUUUGACAAUUAUUUAAGUUUUAAAGUAAUAUCUAAAUAAAUGUAAUAGUUAUUUUGAAAAAUUUUAUGAACUGCGAAGCAAUUCUGAUAUAGGUAGAAAUUGAAGUAUAACUAUAUGAAUGAUGAAGUUGAAAACUUUCAUAAAUCUGUGAUCAAUAUUGUACACUGAUAAAAUAUUAUUGAUGUUUAUGUCUGUUGAGAUGAAAACAUUGAUGUUGAGUCUUCUGUUUUAAUGAUAUC